UUUGCAAUAAUAAAUUGGUGCUGGUAAAUGAAAAGUCUUAACAUCUAACGUAUCUGAUCGAUGGGCUUCACGAACAAGUUCUCCAGGGUCUAUUACUUCAAGAACACAGUAUCAAUUAUGAGAUGCGUGUUAAAAUCUGCUCAAUCCUUGAGGUAGGAACUUGGAUCUUUUCGCUCUCAACUUGGUGGUAGUAAAUCACAACCGUCCAAUAAUAUCUAGAAGUUGCAAUUUAUCUGAUACAAGAAUCAAAGAGUAAUCCAGAUGAUGAGGAUGGAGCAAUAGCCUCUCAUGAGUCACGAGGCAGUUGUUAUUUCAUCAGGUUCAUGAAGAGCAGCUCAGCUAGACAACAGUAUGGGCCAACGCCAGAAGCGAAACAAACUCCUUCUUAAAGUUCAACUUUCAGUUUCUUAAGCUAAUAAAUAACAGCUAGCAAGGAGCUGAGGUUGCAAAACAUGUUUUAUUUAUUUGUUUGUUUGUUUUUUUUUUUUUUUCGUCUGUCUUGGAAAUAGAAGAGGUUUCUUGAAAGCCUUAGCCCCUGUACCCACAAGCUAUUGAAUUGCACCUUAAAUCUGUAACCACUCACCUUUUUCUAUCAGCCCAUUCCCUUCAACAAAGCCCUCUCUUCCUCUACUUAAAUGCCCCAAAACCAUACUCAUAUUCACUUGUCUCUCGCCAUUUUCCCAACUAGGACAGCAGAAACUAUAAUGGGUUUUUUGGGAGGAAGAGCAAUGGUGCUAGCUCAAGUAUUAGUACUGGGACUUCUUGGAGUUUCAGAAGGCCAAGGCCUUGUUCCUGGAGUAUUCAUCUUUGGUGACUCGGUGGUUGACGUCGGCAACAACAACCACCUUUACACUCUCGUGAAGGCCAACUUCCCUCCGUAUGGUAGAGAUUUUAACAGCCAUUCUCCAACCGGGAGGUUCUGCAAUGGAAAGCUGGCUACUGACUUCACUGUUGAGAACCUUGGGUUUACUACAUACCCACCAGCCUACCUCAGCCCACAGGCAACGGGGAACAACCUGCUCACAGGAGCAAAUUUUGCUUCUGGUGCCUCUGGAUACUUGGAUAGAACAGCAAACCUAUAUAGGGCGGUUUCACUGACUCAGCAGUUGCAAUACUAUAAGGAUUAUCAGUCGAAACUGAACACAAUAGCGCAGAGGGCGAAUGCUAAUUUUACCGAUAUCAUCUCAGGCUCAGUUUAUAUUAUAAGCGCGGGGAGCAGUGAUUAUGUGCAAAACUACUACAUCAAUCCCCUGCUUUAUAGGACCUAUACCCCAGACCAGUUUGCCGAUUUGCUUGUCCAGUCCUUCACGGCUUUUGCUCAGAACUUGUACAGCUUGGGAGCAAGGAAAAUGGGGGUGACAUCACUUCCACCACUAGGUUGCCUACCGGCAACAAUAACACUCUUCGGCGAAGGAAGCAACAACUGCGUUGCUCGCCUUAACAGAGACGCAGUCAACUUCAACAGGAAGCUUAAUGCAGCAGGCAAUGCCCUUAAGAGGGCACAUCCUGGGCUAAAGUUGGUUGUCUUUGACAUUUACAACCCCCUACUUGACCUCAUCAAAAACACUAGCGAUAAUGGAUUCUUUGAGGCAAGGAAGGCUUGUUGUGGGACCGGGACAAUCGAGACAUCUCUUCUAUGCAAUGAGAAAUCACCAGGGACUUGUGCUAAUGCCACGGGCUAUGUGUUUUGGGACAGCGUCCAUCCUUCGGAGGCUGCGAACAAAGUCCUGGCUGAUUCACUACUGUUGCAAGGGAUUGAUCUCAUCUCUUAAACCAAUGUGAUGUUCUUUUGGAUCUAUUAAUAUAGCUAUAUGUGGUGAGAGAUUACAUGAGUUACAGAAUUUGUUAAUGGUAGGUUUGUUCUGAGAGCUGAUUCUGGCGUGUGUACCAUUAGUAGUGGGUGCUUAGUGACGUUUGGGAUGAACGGAUUUAUCUAGAGCUAGAAUUCGAAACUUAUGAGGCUUGUUUUAAUAUUGGUUACAAAGUAGAGAUUGUGAUUGAAGUUGUUA
Molecule: messenger RNA, 2009 nt
Organism: Asparagus officinalis (garden asparagus)
Lineage: Eukaryota; Viridiplantae; Streptophyta; Magnoliopsida; Asparagales; Asparagaceae
Product: GDSL esterase/lipase At5g22810-like
Exons: 5
Coding region: 636-1772 (378 amino acids)
Molecular function (GO): hydrolase activity, acting on ester bonds
Source: RefSeq, a predicted model, not a curated record